AUUGGUUAUUAUAUGGCAAGUAGAGAAGUUUCCCCUUUAGAGGGAACUAAGUCGAUAGGUUUCGAGAAUGUGGAGUUUCAAGGAGAAUUGUCGUUACCUUCACCCCCUAGAAGAAAGCCUCAAAACGUCGGUGAGGACUCAAAUAAUUCUCCCUAUACAAUAGACGUUCCCAAAAAGUUAGACAGUUCCCCUGCUGGAAACCUUCUAGGCUUCCAUUCCCCAUCCGUUGUCCCAGAAAACAAGUAUUUCAACAAGGCUUCACUCGUGCAGGAAGGAAACUCUAGGCAGCGUGCUGAAAAUGAUCGUCAAAGAUGUCUGGAAGAACUUGAAAGAGUAGAUGAAGCCUUGAAGCAAAAGAAGGAAAUAUUGGAAGCAAAGCAAAAGUCUUUAGAAAACAAACGACGUUGGUUGCGUCUUGAAAGCAAGAAGCCAAAAAGUCCUCCAAGUGGCAACUGCUUUAAAAGGGUUGACUCUCAAGAAACUUUAUUGGACUCCGUCACAAGAAGGAUUCUUUCAGAGAAUCGUUUGCGAGCUGCUUCUUCGCACGCAGCUUUACAGCCAUUCUUUUGUCAAAUUAUUGAUGAAGAUGAAGGUCUUUGUGAAAGAGGUGUAUUUGCUUCAUAUCCUGCAGUUUCAUUGUAUAGUGCUCCAGAGGAAAUUUUGGAUGUUGCAAAAGUAGCGGAGUGCUUUCCCCUUGUCAAUGCCAAGUUAUCAGCUUUUGUUCGACAUAAGUAUGAGGAAAGAAUUGAAUCGAGGAAAAAACUAUUGGAGCAGUUUAUGGAGUUACGUGAGAAGUGGAUUAAGCAACUGCGAGCCAUAGAAGAACAGUCAUCAAAGGAGGAGACUGAAGCUCUUCUUCAAAGAGAUUGUUAUAUUUUGAUCGCUACACAAGGCUCGGAUGUAUUGCUAGCUAGAACAGGAAGUGGUCGAACCACUUAUCGCAGCUCUUCCAACGACACACGGAAUGUUUCUCUUGAAGACGUUGGUAUAUUUUUGAAUGCUAUUGAAGCUGAUGGAGGGACAGCUGGUGGUCGUUCUAGGUGGGGUAAAUGUCUGGCUCGCAUUCCUUGUCAGGAUACUUCUGAGACACCCUUUGAAGGAGGCUCGGUUCUGCUGGAUGAUCCUUUAUUAUAUCAUCAUGCCAGCUGUGCAAUCAAUCCCUGGACGAACAAUGAACUUAGCAUUUUUGUUAAACGCUAUGCACAAUAUGGAAAAAACUUUAGAAAAAUUGCAAGUUUUCUCAAAUACAAAACGACAGAGGAUGUUGUACGGUUCUAUUUUCAAAACAAAAUCAGACUCCAACUGAAGAAAUAUUUCCGUGGUUGUGAUACAAUGUCGAAGCGUCGAAUUAGCCGGAAGAAUUCCUUUACUCAGAACAACAAGCUAGUAUCAGAGGUAUCUUGGAGUAUCCCUCCUAGAACGGGUAGCUCGUCGGAAAUCAACUUGGUUGAUUUUAAUGAGUCACCAACUUACAAAUCGGUUCAUUUAGAUUCUGGUCGAGAAAGCAGUCGUUCUGCUUCACCUGUAUCCUCGUGGACCUUUGAAGAAGUUGAAAAGCUUGUACAAGGACUGAAGAGACAUGGUACAAACUUCAAGCUAGUUGCAAAGGAAAUAGGAACCAAAACAGCGAUGCAAUGUAGAGCGUACUGGAAACAUAAUAGGAAUAUUUUGAAUGUGGAUUUGUCCAGUCAAAAUACUACGGGAGAAGUACAGGAACCGAAGGUUGAACGGAAGAGGAGGAGACGGAAAGUACUGGAAUGGAGUGAGGAAGAAAAGAAUGCAUUUGAGAGAUAUUUUCGAAUAUAUGGUUAUAAUUGGGAUAGAAUAGCUGAACUGAUUCCAACCAAAACUUCUCUUCAGAUUCGAACCUAUUAUGAAGAAUUGAUGGCAGCAUCUAGAUUGGAUUUGGAAGCAGAUCGGGUCUCUUUAUCGGUAGAUGGACGUUCCUCUACAAAUGAUUUAUCGAAGGACGAAACAAGCAUGAAAAAUACGCUCGUGGAAGAUACACAAGAUAAAAUAGAUAUUUGUGAUGAAAAGGACUCAAGUCUAAGCGAACCGUCAAACAAGUCGAAAGUUUGCUUGGAAAGAUAUUGAAGUCGAUAUUUCAGAGGAUAACAGGAGAAUCGAAUAGUUUUGUUAGUCUUUCACUUUUUCAAAGCAUCUCUGCCACUAACGAAACAACGAAUGAGGUUGUGGAAACUUAUCAACGAAUGUAAUAUUCUCUGGUGAAGGAGUUUUUGAGUUUUUGCAUCAUUCUCAAGUUUUUUUAUUUGGGGCCGUUGUCAUCUUAUGAUAACAUACUUGUUUGGAUUCAAAUGAAUUAUUCAAACUUGUGAGAGAAGAAUGCAAAGUUUAACUUUAGUAUACUGUGGAACGCCAUCCAGUAGUUUUGCAUACACGGAUUUUUUAAAUAUGCUCUACUAACCUUUUGUAGCAAGUUUGGCUAUUCCUCUUCGUAAUGUCAAGGGAACUCUGAAUGAGUCUAUGAACUGCAUUUUUGGGAGAUUUGAGGUGACAGAUCUGAAUUUUUUUAUGGAUUACACAACUUGCAGUGGAAGAAAUAGGAGAAAUUCUAGAGACUGAAAUGUUCAUUUCCAUCAUUAGACUGAUCAAAAUCAACCAGGCAGAAAUUUCUGGCAGUUAAUUCAAACUUGUUCACACCAUCCGAACCGCCAACUUUUUGGUUGAAGCAAACAAAGUUGUUGUCAUUGCAAAGACCUUUUCCUAGUGCAAUAAAAUACUUCAUUAUCUACUCUUAAGAUCUUGCAGUCU
Galdieria sulphuraria is the source of this 2772-nucleotide messenger RNA. RefSeq names its product transcription factor. Bases 13 to 2094 code for a protein of 693 amino acids. The transcript is spliced from 4 exons. Gene Ontology annotation, biological process: regulation of transcription by RNA polymerase II. NCBI's taxonomy places the organism in Eukaryota, Rhodophyta, Bangiophyceae, Galdieriales, Galdieriaceae. The record is from RefSeq and is a predicted model, not a curated record.